AUGAGCCGCCAGGCAUCACUUCCGCCGGGCUCGUCGAUCCUAGAUCGGCUCGCCUUCCUCCCCGCCGAACUCCAAGUCCAGAUCCUCUUCGAGGUCCUCACGGUAAGCAGCCCCUGCGCCAUGUCCCUCUUCGUCCCGGACUGGGGCGUCUGCUCGCACACCGCGAGCCCCGUAAACGCCAUCUACGACCUGCAGCGGAUCGACGUCUACAUCAAAGGCGCGGCCGGCGUGAGAGGUAGGUUCGAGACCCGGGUGAAGCACGACGACCGCGACCACAUAUGGCUCCCGUUGAUGGAGCAAGCCAACGCGGGCGCGCUGGUGAGGGAAUUCAAGCGAAGGUUUCCUGCGGCGAUGGAGCUGGCCCUGCAGGACCUCGAGCAGCGCCGUCUCCGGUCUUUCGAGCAGCUCUGGCCGAAGGGCCCGGACGAUGAGAUAGGUAGGUGCAUGGCCGGCGGGGCGUUGGUGUUCCGUGAGUGCGACGGAACGGCUCGCGGGACGAGAUGCGAUGACGGUCUGGAUACCGGAGGACCAACGCCGGCAGAAGGGGCGGUGCUGCCGCGGCAUAUGAUGCUCAAUGGCGUUCCGAGGGACCCAUGGCAACAGCUCCGCCUGCGGCGGAACGCGCUCACGAAGUACAGGCUCGAAAUGAGGAUCUUUGUUGAACGAGGGGCGGAGCUGCUCGCGGUCGACUGGGCCGCCAUGACACUGCUUGAGACGCUGUUCAUCGACCUGCGGGCCUACGGGCGAGACCGGGACGGCGAGGACGGCAUCCGGCUCGGAGCGGCGGGGAUGGGCUGUCUUCAGCUCAGGUGCCUCGUUGUCGCGGGCUUGCGGAGCGAUGCUAGGUACGCGAGGCCUGCAGGCUGGCGGGCUUGCGACUGGGAGGCCGAUGAGACGGAGGUCGACGGCGGGGUGAACUGGGUCAAGGUGUUUCGCGGGGCCGUGCGGGAGGGUGGGAGGCUGGUGUUCGUCGACCGGCGGAUGCUGGACAUCAGCUGGGAGGCGUGGGGGAUGAGAGCGGAAAAGGAGGGGCUCCUGGUUCUGGCCAAGCCCGAGGGCGACGGGGAGGUCAAGGACCAGAGCGAGGUUGUCGGAGAGUUUAGAGAUGCAGCGUAUCUGAGGCAUGUUGAUAGAGUGUUGAGUGAAGGUAAGUAG
Colletotrichum higginsianum IMI 349063 is the source of this 1155-nucleotide messenger RNA. Its product is annotated as Urea transport protein. The transcript has a single exon. The coding region runs from base 1 to 1155 and encodes 384 amino acids. The record is from RefSeq and is a predicted model, not a curated record. NCBI's taxonomy places the organism in Eukaryota, Fungi, Ascomycota, Sordariomycetes, Glomerellales, Glomerellaceae.